AUGUCCAUAAGCCCACCCGCAAUAUACCGAAACCCAAUCCUUGCUCGAAUUGGGGGCAGCGCCAGCAGCGUUGUGCUCGGCGCACUGCCCUACAAAGGCGCCGACUGGUCCUCUGUGCUGGUCGAAGAAGCAGCCGGAAAGCAGUACAAGAACAGCGCUGGCAGCGUGCAGCCGCUAGAAAGCAUUCUGAAAGCCUCGGGCGUCAACACGGUGCGCCAGCGCGUGUGGGUCAAUCCCUCCGACGGCAAUUACAAUCUCGACUACAACAUCAAGCUGGGGCGGCGCGCCAAAGCCGCAGGCCUCGUGGUGGCAUUGACGCUGCAUUACAGCGACAGCUGGGCCGAUCCAGGCAAACAGGUUACGCCUGCGGCGUGGCGCAGUCUGAGCAAAGAUGCGCUGGUAGCUAAAGUGUACGACUACACCAAGAACGUCAUCAACACGUUCCAGAGCAACGGCGUGCCGCUGAGUAUCGUGUCGAUUGGCAAUGAAAUCACGCCGGGCCUGCUAUUCCCCGUCGGCCAGCUCUCCGGUAACAGCCAGGCGGCGGCGGCCAACGUGGCGGCGCUGCUGAAAUCCGCGAGCAAAGCCAUCAAAGAGUCGAGUAUGAGUCCCAAGCCGAAAAUCAUGAUUCAUCUGGAUAACGGCUGGGAUGGGUCUCGCCAGCAGUGGUGGUACGAUCUCGUGCUUGGUUCUGGCGGCGGCUUGUCGCUCGCCGACUUUGAUGUCCAGGGCGUGUCGUACUACCCGUUUUACUCUGCGAGCGCCACGCUGGCGGCGCUGCAGUCGUCGAUUAAUGCCAUGGCGUCCAAGUACGGCAAGGAGGUCAUGGUUGUCGAGACGAAUUGGCCGAGUUGGUGCCCCAAUCCAAAGUACCCCUUCCCGGCAGACACAAAGUCGAUUCCCAUUUCCGUUGAUGGACAGGUGACGUGGAUGAAGGAGGUGGCCAAGAGGGUCGCUGCAGUGCCUGGCGGAAAGGGUACUGGUCUCUUCUACUGGGAGCCUGCGUGGAUUGAUAAUGCGUCGCUCGGCAGCAGCUGUGGCUGGAAUGUCAUGUUUGGUGAUGACGGCAAGGCCAUGAGCAGUCUGCCUGUGUUUGCAUCGAUCUAG
This is a messenger RNA of Exserohilum turcica Et28A, 1107 nucleotides long. RefSeq names its product glycoside hydrolase family 53 protein. Gene Ontology annotation, biological process: pectin catabolic process. The transcript is spliced from 2 exons. NCBI's taxonomy places the organism in Eukaryota, Fungi, Ascomycota, Dothideomycetes, Pleosporales, Pleosporaceae. The record is from RefSeq and is a predicted model, not a curated record. Gene Ontology annotation, molecular function: glucosidase activity. The coding region runs from base 1 to 1107 and encodes 368 amino acids.